Molecule: messenger RNA, 624 nt
Organism: Raphanus sativus (radish)
Lineage: Eukaryota; Viridiplantae; Streptophyta; Magnoliopsida; Brassicales; Brassicaceae
Product: protein KNATM
Exons: 3
Coding region: 47-466 (139 amino acids)
Cellular component (GO): nucleus
Molecular function (GO): DNA binding
Source: RefSeq, a predicted model, not a curated record
UGUUAUAUAUUGUAUGUACUAGUAUUCUGAAAUAGACUAGUGAAACAUGGAAGUGAAGAAAGACGAGAACAGUUCCUUACAAAACAUGAAACACGAGAUCAAUCAGAAAACAAAAGAAGAGGAAGAAGAAAGCGAGAUUCUAAAAAAGAGAAUCUCAACCCAUCCUCUUUAUGGGCUUCUUCUUCACUCACAUCUCAGUUGUUUAAAGGUGUGUUCCGGCGACUUUGACUCACCAGAGAUAAUGAACACGGCGGAUGAUCUUACCCUAACAAAACUCUCUCUCCACUCUGAUUCUUCACUCGAAAGUACCUCUUCAUCAGAGCUUGAUCAAUUUAUGGAAGCUUACUGCUUGACUCUACGGGAGCUGAAGGAAGCAAUGGAGAAGCCUCUUAUCGAAACUCACCGUUUUAUGGAUGCGGUGUACAAUCAGCUAAACGACAUUGUUCUUUCAUCAUCACCCCAUUAAAUAAGGGUGAAACGUGACAACUAUUCGGUGGUAUUAAUUAUGUUAAACGCAUUUCGCCAAGUUUGUGAAAUUACCAGUGUAUUCGUGUUUUAAAAUGCUGCGUUUUGUGGAGCUCUUUGUAGAAUCAUGUAACGGCAAUCGUAAUUUGAGAAUUAAAA